GGAAAGCAAACUGAACGCUCAAAAUAAUGGCGACUGUCAUUAUUGCUGCUUGGAAACUAACUCUUUUUUGCUUUUCUCUCUUUCUUCAAGGUAAGUAAUAAGGUUUUAAAGUUUCGAUACGAUUAAUGGUGAUUUGCUGUACUUAAAGAGCUACUUUUGGAGAAAAAUACUGAUGAUUUGCAUUGUAACUUGUUGAGAAUAAUCUCCGUUCAAAAGCGUUUGCUUUGUUUAACUGGAAACAUGUAAACAAAGAAAAUAUCCUUUGUUGGAGACAUGUUCCUUGCAGAAUGUCUCACCACCGCUUUGCAAGAAAAGAAAAGAAAAAGAAAAAAAAAGAAAACGGAAAUAAAACAGGUUUUAGCUGAAGUCUUUGAGGGUUGUCCAUAUUAAUUUAUUUGUUACUGUAAUAGAAGCAAAAGCUUGUGCAUGCCACACGUAACAGCUAAUGUUUGUAUGAUUCGAAAUUUGCUGAACCUUAUGGUUAAUUUUUCUUACUGAUACUAAGGCUUGCUAAGUCUUGCAAUGCACGCAUGCAUUAUCAGCUGAGGAAAAAAAAACAAAUGUAGUUAUUUUUGCAGCAUUUGUUACUGGUUUAUCAUCACUGGCCAUAAAUGCAUCCUCUGUCGAAGUUGGAUAUUUAUGGGAGAAUCCAAGACUUGAAAAUGUCCACACUUCAGAAGUAGUCAUGGACAUUGAACGCAGCGGAAGCAUUCUUCGACUGAUUUGUGACAUCACGCCUCCUCUACCGCAAGAUGGAGAACACUGGGAUAAAAGGGAUGAAAUUGUUAGAUGGUACAAGACUGCUCCUAAAGCUGAGCCUGUGAAAAGUGUACGUUAUUGGUCCAACGAUAUGUCAAAGACUGCUAUAUCAUUCUCAAAUGUCACCCUUGAUACCCUUGGGACCUAUUCUUGCAUUUAUGGUGAUAUAUCAGCUUCAAUUGAUGUGUUAGGUGAGGAAGUCAAUGGCAGAGUAAGAGAAAAAUUUUACUAUCCACUUGUCCUUCCGACAAGCACUAUAUUACCGUAUUUAUUCGAUUAACCGCCCUGGGCGCUUAUUAAAUUUUUGGACCUUGAGAGUGGGCGCUAUUCGAGGUGGGCGCUUAUUCGAGGCUGGGCGCUUAUUAAAUUUUCACCAUUUUCAGCAAGUGAAGUAUGUUUAUUUUGCAACAAAACAAUAAAUGCUAAUAACAAAACGCGAAGAAAUAACAAAGCAAGGUUUCCGUAAAAUACUCUCAAGAAAACUCCGUCCUCGGGAAAGUCUCUUAUUAGAAUUUAUUCACUCAAGUGGGUGGGGUGGGGGUGAGCGCUUAUUUGAAUUUGAUUGGGAGGAGGAGGGGGUGAGCGCUUAUUUGAGGUGGGCGCUAAUUCGAGGUUGGGCGCUUAUUCGAAUAAAUAUGGUAAAUUUGGUUGUCCAAAACCCAAGAGUCCUUGUCCAAAAAGUUUAGCUGGAAACUUGAAACUCAAAAACAAUCUUUCAUUUAAUGUUUAUCACAUUAUUGUACCCUUGUAAAUUGUUUUUGACUUAGACCUAAAACAGAGCUCGUAAGAACAAAUCAAAUAACUGUGGAAUGGCGAAGUUAAAAGGAAUCUCUAACCUUAUUUUGUCAAGUAUGAGGUUUGCUUUUAUGAUGUUUAAGAUGAAUUUUAAUUCUACUUUAAUUUGAACUGUUUCUCUAUUUUUCUAAUUAAAAAUGUGCUUGUCCCACAGACAAGUGACGUAAAAGGUUUACAUUUCCGAACUGAAUUUCUACCUGUGCUGGACAAUCAUGCAGACAUAGGUUUUAGCACACCCUGUUUUAGGGUAAUGGGAAUAUUGUUGUUAGAAAUGAUUUUUCAGUCACCUUGUACAGUAUGGUUUGCAUUAAUAGUAAUUUUCUACUAUUUAACCUUCAAAGUUAAACCUUAGUCUUGAUUAUUUCAAGAUUAGAAGUAAAACAUGAUUGUUAACUCUCUGAGAUGCUUAUAUGUUACCAGUCCUAAACUUCAAAACUGGUCUAAUAACCAACUUUUUAUCUGAAAUUUUAAAUUGUGAUGCUAACCUUAAAUGUUUUUAUUUACCUCUAGUGGAAAAUGUGGAAGCUGCAAAAGCUUUGAAAACGCCAGAAAACUUGAAGGAACUUAAAUCUUACGUCUUGUACAUGAAGGAUAAAUCAGGGAUAAGUGGAUGGACAAAACAACAGCAACUCCUUCAGGUAAAAGUAUUUUCAGUGGAGUAUAAAAUCAUUUUAUCAUAAAAGGGGAGUAUCUUGAUAGGUACAGCUGCCUCUGCCAUGGUAGGAAUAGCAGUGCAACUGAUUGUGUUGUAGAUAAAAUCUUUCCUCAGGUUAAACAGAAUUUCCUUUGUCUUCUGUACUAUGGGUACAGUUACACAGGAAAAAAAUAACAUAUUCCCAAUAUAUUUGGAUAUUUUAGGGUAUUUAAAGAAUACUCACAAAAAUCCCAAAUUUGGCAAAGUGAGACAAAUCCCAAACAGGGAAUUCCCAACCAAGUUCCCUGGUUGGGACUUGUCUCACUCUUCCAAAUUUGGGAUUUUUGUGGGUCUUCUUUAAAUACCCUAAAAUAUCCAAAAAUGGGAGUCCGUUAUUUUUUCCUGUGUUAGAAGUAGAAAUUUUGAAAUAAGCUUACUAUAGGUGGAAUACUGGUGAAAUCCUGGCAAGUAGUCAAAAUGUAUUUUACCCAAACCACAUUUACAGUGAAAACAUCUACAUACAGGUACAUGUACGUCUUAGUUAAGGGGUGAGUGGAAGAAGGCCCUGUAUGAGUCCUGAUCCAGUGACAAAUUCUUUCUUUGAUUCAUGAGCAUAUACAAGGCAAAUAUGAAAGGAGAAUCUAGCAAUGAUUGGUCACUGAGGGUUACAGCUGUACCUUUGUUUUUUUGGCAAACCCUUGAAUUUGUCUCUGGUGACUGAAUAAACCUGCCUUUAACAGCAACUUCCAUAGCACUAUUUUCCACUAACCAUACAUGUAAGUACAUAACUGUAGAGUGGUACAUGCCAGUAGCUCUGUUAUGGGUUCAUCAUCAUCAUCAUCAUCAUCACUCUUUGAGCCAAAAUGUGGUUAAGACCAUGUCAUUAAUUCAGAGCACAUGUACACACACUGUCAGAUGUUUUGUUAGUGCUCUGAUUACCUUGUAAGGGAAACAUAUAUAUAUACCAGUGAUAUCAUGAUAAUUAUCACUCUGUUUUGUUCAUAAUAAAGCCCACUGGAACAACAGAAUACUGUAGCCCAUUGCCUAGGAGGUUCAAACAAAGCCCAAGCUCAGGUUGGUUAUACUUUAUGUUGUAUCCCUUAAUAUUUUGUCUUUUGUAUUAGUGAUAAACUAUAAAAUGAACAGUACAUGACAGUUUGGCCUUCUCUAAGAGUAACCACAAGGGCCUCAGGCACCCACAUGUGUAACUCUCGCCUUUCUUUUGCAUGAGACAGUUAAUUACUUUGUCUAACUUAUUAUUAUUAAUAUCUAUUUAAAAUUUUUUUUCAGUUCACCAAUUACAAGUAUCAGAUAUCAAAGUUAUUGCAACAAUGGGUGAUGCAUUUACAGUAAGUAACAUGUUUAACUUACUGUUGUGUGUUUAUUUACCAAUGAAUAACUGAAAAAAAUUAUCUUUUGUAAGUCAAGCUGCUUGUGUCAAGUACAUGUUGGUUUUAGAAGUUGUACCACUGCCUUUUGCAUUCAAAAUAUUCAUUCUUGAUGAGUAUUUUGAUGAAAUUAUUUAUGAUUAUUUUUUUUUCCAAGGUUGGUCUUGGUGCACAAGCCUUGUCGCUUAAUGGGUUUUUUACUGAUUUUAAAGGAAUCUCAUGGAGGUAAGAGUUUAUCAUAUAUUACUACCUUAUUGUUGCUUUUGAUUUCUAAAUAAUGUGGAUGCUUUCACCCAAUGACUGUGUAUUUUCUCAAAAACUUAAUUCAUCUUAUGGCUCAGUGAACAAUUGAGUGAAAAGUGCAAUAUUUUAUUUCUAGACAGUGUUCAUCAUGAGCCAGUGUGUAGGUUUGAUAUUGCAAACAAGUCAUUAAUAGGGUUUUAACCAACAACACCACAGUCAAGUAUUAAUUUUAGCUUGUGUUUGAUUGGGUAUCAUCAUUUUAUGUGUUUUAAUCAACCAGAUUGCUGGAAAAUUUAUUGUCCUCUUUUAAGACAGACAGUUGACUAAAUUAUAAUAAUUAUAAUUUAUUAUUACAUGCUCACCAGUGUCAAGUUGUGUGAUCAGUUUUCCCUUAUUUUUUUUUAAUUUGAAGCAUUGGAGGGGAAGGAUAUUUGAACCAAUCCACAACUUUACCAAGUGAGUACCAUUUAUUAAGGCUGAUUUAGACCGUACUACAAGUGUUGUAUGCAACUAACAUGUCAUGACUUUCGACCAUCCACACGUGCACAGUUUUCACUUAUGACGUCCACAAUGUGUCAUACGAAUGUCGUGGGUCUAAUUUACAUGACACGAUCUGUUGUGAAGUCAUGAUGCAUGCUAGUGGCGCGCACGAUAGUCGAAAGCAAAAAUUGUACUGUCUAAAUCGGCCUUUCGUAUGAACAUGUAUGUAUUUACCCAUGUUUUAUGAUUCAGUUUUGUCCAUGGUUUAAUUUAUUUUGCUUUCUCUGGUUCAUUUUGGAUUAAUUUACCUUAAAUCAAUGGCACUUUUCCAGUAUAUGCAGGAUGUUUUUGAACUAGUUGUGUUUGUGACUUUAAAUCUUUAAUAAAACUUACCUGACCCCAAGAGAGCAAUAUCAUCAAAAAAUUUAGAAGUAAUUUCUGAAUUAGCAAAACAAAAGCAUUUUGACACAAUUGAUUACUAACAAAAUCAUUGGUUUUUCGACUGGGACUCAUUGAUUCUGGACUACACUGUUGGACUUGGUUUUCAUCAAUUGGUUUUUCAUGAUAUGACCCCUAGCACUCAAUAUAGUAUACAGUCGACUCUCUCUUAACGGACACCUCUAUAAGACGGACACCUCUGUAAAACGAACACCUAGAGUUGGUCCCUGCCUUUGCUUAUUCCCUUUAUUUGACUCUUUAUAAGACGGACAACUCUCUAAGACGGACACUUAGUGCCGGUCCCAAAGGUGUCCGUCUUGGAGAGAGUUGACUGUAGGUUAUUUGUAACAAUGCACUGUCCAAUGUAUGUACACAUCCUGUACACAUACUUUUGUGGACUGACUGCGUCUGGGUCACCAAGGAUGAUUCAAAGCAGAAAUUAUAUUGAAAUGCUGGCAGUAAUAAUAAUUACUAUUAUUGUUCAUUCUAUACACUUACAGAUAUCAUCAGACAGUUUAAUCCUUUACUGAAAGGUGCAUCAGUAACAAGUCCGUCAAUGGACAACAUCCCUUAUAAUGAUGAUCUGAAUGUUGCCUUUGUUGGAGCCUCAGCAAGGUCAGAAUAAAUAAAAAUAAACAUUUACACUUGCAUCAUGUAGAGUAAUGUAGUACUUAUUUUUAUUGCAACUUGUAUGUGUAGUUAAAAAGGCAAAAUUUGUCUUAUUCUUUGAUACUUUCAUUAGAGACCUUGAGAAUCAAGCAAAAGACUUGGUUUCAAGAUUGAAAAACAUGAAGGUACAUGUACAUGUAUUAUAUGCCAGAUUUAUGAGUGUCCUUGGGUUUGUUUAAGAGUGCAUUCAGUAAAAAAUGUAAUUAACGGUUUUUCUUUGUUUUGCUAAUUCUUAAUUAGAACAUUGAUUAUGAAAAUGACUGGAAACUUCUCACCAUGUGGAUUGGAACAGAGGAUCUCUGUCAAGUUUGUUCAGACAUGGUAUUAUUGCUUUGAGUUAUGUAAUCAAAUUAAAUUAAUCUGUGUCUUGUUUUGGGGGCUUAUCAAUUUUAUGGCUUGUAUGUUCAUUCAGUUGAAGCAGAAGCAUAUAACCCUUCUGGUUAAAGUGCUAGUCAUAUAAAUUCAAGGAAUCAUGAUUAAACACCUGUUUUUCAAAGGUGGUGGAAUGAUUGGUCUUGAAUUUCAAAUGGUUAGAGUGCUGGACUUGCAAUAGGGACUCCCCGGGUUCAAGCCUGUCAGCUGAGUUUGUUUUUGGCAGUCCCACGUCUUGCUCUCUGCCAGUUGAUACUCUAACUUGUUAUGCUUGUUUAGAUAUAUAUUUUUUCUUUCUGUCCUUAAUUGUGGGCCACAUUUUAAAAACUAUGCAGUUACCAGAAAAUAAUUUGUGUUAUCAAUGAAAAGUCUAGACUACGAGUAGUCCCCAUUUUUCCUCAGGGAUAGUAGAGCGAGUGAAACGCGAGCGCCCAUGAAAAUCACCCCUCGUGAAAAACAGGAGAAAGCCCGCUGGUCUCGCCGCAUCUCACCUUUCUCCCGUUUCUUGUGGGGUGAUUUUCAAGCGUGCUCGUGUUUUGCUCACUCUACUAUCCCUGAGGAAAAAUGGGGACUACUGGUAGUCUAUCAAUAGUCACAAAGUUUUAAUUUUUAUGUUUUCAGGAUAAACUUGGCCCAAGGUCUUUCAUAAAAUAUGUGAUGCGCACUCUUAAUUACCUGAAAGAGGAGGUAUGUUAAAAUAUUUAACUUUUAUUUUCUCUCUAGUCUUUCAUUUUCGUAGAAAAAAUAAAUCAUACUGGUUCGUUAUAAGUAAUUUCAGAGUCACAUUACUCUUCAGAGUCACAACAAAAGCUAAUGUCACCACACUCCUUAGAUUGACAACACUCUUUACAGUCACGACACUCGUUAGAGUCACAACACUCAAUUAGCUACCAGUAAUAGGAUCAAUGAGGCCUUUAUCAGUGCGAUGUAGGAGUAUACCCAGUUGUUUUGUUUGACUGAACAGGUACCCCAUCUGUUUGUCAACUUGGUCCCGCCCAUGGACGUGUCUCUACUUUAUGAAUUGCAUGGUGGAUCUACCAAGUCCUGUGAAAUCAUGGGCUGGUGAGUGAAAUAAAGAAUGUCUAGUAACACUGCUUUGGCAUGGUGUGAUAAUAUGACCAUUUCAGCUGCCAAAGUUGCAUAAUUUUUAUCCAUUAUCUUGUUGCCGGUUCCAUUAUCUGGGGUAAACGUUUUUGGCUUGUUUCAGUGAUUUGAACCACUUUGAUUUUAUAAACUAGUCGCUGACAUUGUAGCAAUUGUCAGAAACUUCAACUACCGUAGUGAAAACCAUCAGCAUGUGAUAUAUUGGAUUUGAGGCUAGGUUACAGGUACGCAGUGUUUCCAAGAGUUGUGCAAUCAGUCUGGUACACUUAAUGUGAACUGUGGUUUUUCUGAAACUAUUAGUUGUUCAGUUAAUUAUUAAAAGUAGUAUUUUCUAUGAGUUAUAAUCCGUGGCAGUAGUCUACACCUCCCCUUACCUUUUUUGUUAUAAAGUAAUACUCAAUGUAAUUGUUGUUGUGUUGUUUUUCUUUCAGGAAUUCAUGCCAGUGCUUGAAGAAAGAUGGCGACGAGAGGGCCAAAAUUUCCCAAGCUGUGAAAAAUUACAAGGUAACUUGUCGUGUAGCUCUAAUAAAGGUGGGACAUCUGAUACAGAAUAAAACUUUGAAAAACCUUGAGAUCUCGUUUUUAAUAGUGGGUUAACAUCGUUUAGAAUUUGUGAUGUUCUUGUAGGAGGUGUCUUUGUGAUUAAACGUUUAUUUUUUUUACCGUUUUUAGCACCUUUUGAUGGAACUAGUAAGCAGUGGUCUUUAUGACACACAGAACAACUUUGCGGUGGUUAUUCAACCUGCUCUUCAACUGCCUCCGAAAACUAAGGUAAGUUGUAGGCUGCUCUUUUGCUAUUUAAUUUAUUUUCCGUUAUCUGAGUGUUCAUAGAUAACGUGUCGUUGUCAGACUGAAAGUAACGUAUUCCAUUUACCCAGAUGUCGCUCAUGUAGUUUAUUGAUCUUUCUGGUAAUAAGCGGAGCUUGUUGAGCAUGAUCUUGAAAAAAGGCCGACGGCUACCCUGUUGGCGGUUUUUUUCCUAAGGAUCCUGCAGGGGCACCCAACGAGAAUAUAGUUAAACAUAGCAUUGUUAAACGUAUUUUAGUAUUUAAACGGUAGAUAUAGGCAUAUUUUUAUUCCUUAAAAAUUUUUCAUCUGUUCGGAUUUCCUAGCUGAAAGUCUCGAGAUCCGAAAAUCAUAGGGAUCAAAACUUACCUUUUCGAAAAUUUCAGCCAGAAAAAAGGCUCCCGAAAAUUCUAGGUGAGCUUUUUAGGGUAAAAAUCCGUUAAAAAUGGGCAAUUACACCAAUUUUUAGAUGUUCGAAAAUCCUAGGAGAGGUAGGCAAGCAAGAAAUUUUACAAAAAAUGUUCCGAAAAUUCUAGAUCUCAAAUCGUCUUCCGAACAGAUAUUUUCCGAAAAUUGACGUUGGGUGCCCCUGAUCCUCGGCUGUUCACGGAUUAAGACGGAAUUUAUAGAGCAUUUUCACACUCGUAGCCAGCCUUUAUGAAAAUAUCUUAGAAAAAAGAAAACUUUUACGUAAGAAAGGAGUUCAACUCCCACCAGAUUUUCUUGGUACACCAACAUGGCCACUGUUUCGUUGUUUUGAAACACCAAUAUGGCCGCCGCGACGUCAUGUGAAAAACGCUAAAUAGUUUAACUGUAUUGCACCAGCGCGGGACUUUAAAUACCUUUUCCUUAGCCCCCCAAAUUAAAGGCCGCUUAAAGAAAGACUUCAAAUCAUAAUCUCUUCUUUCAAAGGGCAUUUAUAUAGCUUCCCACCAACCAGGGCUCGUUAUCAUCUAUUGAAGGUAAAGCAGAAGUAUUAAAUCAUUAUCUUUACCUUUUCUUCUUGUAGGAUGGAAAGUUAUUGGAGGAAUUUUUCGGCUUGGAUUGUCUGCACUUUUCAGCACAGGGCCAUGCGGCAGCAGCUCUAGCCUUGUGGAGAAACAUGGUAUGGUAUGAUCUUAAAACAACGCCUAUGUUUUCCUGUUCAUCCAUUUCUGGUUCUCUGUUUUCUUUUAUUAAGCGGCCUCGCAUCCAUAGCCUGGGUCGCUGUCACCAAAAUAAGGGUCAGGGGAGGGAGAGGGAAGAAAAACGCUCGUCUCUCCCCAAUCCCCCUCUCUUUUCCCUUUCCUCCCCAAUCCGCUUCGACGUCUGCCAUGUAGGCUUCACUGAAAUUUUGGCGUCAUUCAUGAUGCUAUAGCUUCCCGUUAACAAGGGAGUAGCUAUUCUGUAAUAUGCGUCUAACAUAAGAAUACGCUUAAGGUUCAGCCGGGAAGGUCUCUAUAUCAAUGAUUCUCAUGACCUGUCUGAUUGAUUAAACAUUUAUUUUUUCAAAUUAAACUGUUAAAUGAGCAGCACUCGAAAGACGUGAAACUUAUAAAAGCGAUUUAAUCUCCUACGCAUUUCGUCACAUAUCGCGAAGAUCAUCAGGAAGUUCUAUCUAAGUAAAAAUUAAAAUCGUUAAGUGUGGAAGUGAGUUUACUGAUAGGCUGUGGGGUCAAGCUUCCUACUGAAGCAUGUUUAUAACACGUAACAUGUUCAUUUAUCCACUGUUUGUAGUUGGAGCCGUUUGGUUCUAAAACAAAAGGCUGGGCAGAUCAAGAAAAACUUAAGUGUCCCACAAAGGUUUGUAUCAAACUGUACCAGAUUUUUCAAUUGACUUAAUUCAUGUCCAAAGCAAAUGGUCUUGUCUCAAUGUAGUUUAUCAGGUAAAAGUCAGAGUAACUGUUUUCAUUCUGAUGAUUUUUUUCAAUGUAGCCGUUUACCGCUUCUCUAGAGCAGGUAAACGCCUUUUUAUAAAAGCUGGCACUUCCACUGUUUAUGUUAAGUAAAAAGUACUUACAUCUCUGUAAUGCGGACACUUGGCUCUGUCCAUGGCAUAGGGCUGACUAUUACUUUGUAACUUUAUGUUUUCAGGAAAGCCCAUACUUAUUCACCAAAACAAACAGUAAUACAGUUAUAAGUGAACUGAUCAGUGACGAUGACCAGGACUCCGCCACAGAUGACUUCCCUCCUGCCGCCGCUGUAGCGUUAGCUGUGUGUUUAACAGCUGUUGUGGUGAUUGUUGUUGUUUUUGUGUGGAGAACCCGGAAGUCAAGACCAAGACCAGAAGCAAGAAAACAUCUCUAUGCUCCCGGACCACACAAACCAAGGAUUUGAUUUACGGGCGCGCUAAUGUAGAAAUAGUCUUUUAACCUGCCCAGAGCGCUAUUUUUGGUUCAAGCUCUCUUAUACCUUCAGCCCUCGUCGGAGCAGACGAUGGAAAGAGAAGGGAAAGGUGUUGAAUCGAGCGGCUCCCGCUUCUGGUGCCCACUCGCUUCUCCCUUUCCGUGUUUUCUCCAUACUUCUCACGCACCUACAACGCCACUUCAGUGAGAACUCCGUUAAACAAUAAGGCUUAAUUGCCUCUGCACAUACGGUGUAUAAUUCAGUCCAACUGUCUGCCAUUUCUAUAAAUCAACAGUGAUAUCAGACGGUAAAAUUCUCGCUUUAAAGUGCGCACGAAGACAGGACGGUUAGUUGUCCUUUCUCAGUUUGAACUUGAAGGAAAUCAAGCCCGGAUUCAAAAUUAGAUGAUAAAAUAAAUUAGUUUGACAAGCUCUUAUUUAAAGAGUCCAGCAUGUUUUGACCUAAGUAUUACAAUUGAACAGCCCGGCAAUUUUUCAGACAUGCUUAAAGAACUAAAAUGAGGUACUUUAGAAACAAGAAGAAAGAAAAAAAAUAAACUAGUACCUAACAGUGAAACAAAGAACGCGUAG
Porites lobata is the source of this 10583-nucleotide messenger RNA. Lineage: Eukaryota; Metazoa; Cnidaria; Anthozoa; Scleractinia; Poritidae. The record is from the annotation of a GenBank genome assembly.